This is a messenger RNA of Entrophospora candida, 156 nucleotides long. The record is from the annotation of a GenBank genome assembly. NCBI's taxonomy places the organism in Eukaryota, Fungi, Glomeromycota, Glomeromycetes, Entrophosporales, Entrophosporaceae.
UAUAAAGAGCAAGUUGAAGAUUUAGAAAAAAAACUUACAGAAAUUUUAACAGAGAAAGAAUUAAAUAAAAUUGACUUUGAAUUCAUUGAAAAAUUAGAACAAAGUUCUAAAGGCCUAGCUGAAGCAAUAAAUAAGGCUGAAGAAUGGAAAAACUGA